CCAUAGCAACGAAUACAUGCGUUUGGUUGUGUGGAAAGCCAAGCACUGGCCGUUCAGCAGUAGCAAUGUGCUUUUCUUUACUUGUUCUAACUAUUUGCUAGGUCGCCUUUUAUUUUAUUUGUGGUAUGCUUUUGCAAUGCCCACUUCAGUAACCGAAAUGACUCAAAGUCAUUGGAUGACAACAGAAAAUGGAUCCAAAGUCAAAGUUCAUCGCAGAAAACCUGAGAUUCCACUUGUCAAAAAUAUUGGAACGGACAGCAGUGACACGCUUGGGGUGGUCCCCAAGCCCCUUGAACUUAGUCGCGUAAUUAAUCUUCUUGAAGAUCCUUUAACAGGUAAAUUGAAAGAGAGGCAUCUAUUUGUGUUCAAGAAACUAUUGAAGAAAUGUCAAAGAGGAUUUCUUUUGAAAGAACUCGCUGACAUUUUUAAGAUUGUAAACAUAUGUGCGGAGAAGUCUAAGGAUCAGCCUGAAUAUGCCUCAGUGCUCUGCGACUUCCUGAAAGUGUGCAGGCUUCCCUUCCUGAAGGAGAAAGUGUCUGAUGAGAUCACCUAUGCACCUGCUGUCAGAGAGUGUAUCUCUCAGAUAGGGUACUUGAUGAGAGUGCCACAUGCUGAAGUCAGACACGAGAUCUGUGACUCUAUCAAGUCGUUAUACAGCCCUGUGGAAUCUAAGCAGUCAGUGGAUGGACCGCAGCCUACAGCCCUGGGCUAUGUAGUGGGUCUGUUGGAGCAGAGUGGCCUGGCAGAGACCCUGGUCCUGUCCACCUCCCUGCUGGAGAACCAGCCGUCUGUUUACAGGCAGGUCCUACAGACUCUUCAGAAGCUGACAGGCUCUUCUGAUGUAAACUGUGGCCAUGUGCUGAAGGCUCAGGGGGCCCAGAUAGUCUGCUUCCAUAUGAAUGACCCAGACCCAACUGGACAAAUCCUGUUCCGCUCUUCUGAGAUCUUGUGGAACUUGCUAGAGCGAGGCUGCAAAGAUGAGGUCUCAUCUCAGCUAAGCAACAUGGACUGUAUUGUGGCUCUGAAAGAAGCCUUUUUGAAGCUGCUGUUAAACGGCUACCGGCAUUAUGAUUCUCAACUCAGGAAUGACCUGCUCGUGAUCACAACCCUCAUUGCUGAAAAUCCCAAAUCUCCACUUAUUGAGAGUUUAUUUGCCAAACAGCUCAUUAUUAUUGGCACAUUUCCAGAGAUGAAAAGUCACAACCCUUUAGUCCAAAAUCUCAAGCUGUCCUACAAUAAUGAAGAUUUUGAGAUGAAGAAGCUGCUACUGAACUUGUUUGUUGUCAUGUCAAAGGACCUGUCUGCCCUGCAGCUGUUCAGAGAGGGUGGUGUAGUGGUGGCCCUGCUCCUGCUGGUGAGGCCCCCCAGCCCCCAUCCCAGGGGCCCCCCGGGGCCCCGCCACUGGACCUCCGUCCAGCAGGAGGAGCUGCAGCUGCAGGCCCUGGCCACCCUGGCCAGCGUGGCUCCCCUGCUGCAGGAGGAGUACGUGAGCUGCAAGGGCAGCACCUGCCUGCUGCUGCUGCUGGAGUGGUGCGCUGAGCGGGACACCUACUUCGGCCAGGGCCACAGUUUCCACGGCGCCGGGGGGCGGGGCAGCAAGAUGGCUCAGAUGCGCUACUGUGUGAGGCUGCUGAGGGCCAUGGCUUCCCUUGGCAACGAGGCAAUCAACCAGGGGCUCUGUGAUCAAGGAGCCAUCAGCCAGUUGCUAGGGAUUGUGAUGCAGAUGGUAGAAAGCCCAGAGGAAGAGGAUGUUGUUACCCUGGAGAUCAAGGCUGAUAUUCAGAUAAUCUUAUCAGCGCUGUGUGAAAACGAUCUACACAGAAAGGAAUUGUUUGGAUCUGAGGGAGUGGAGAUGACGGUGCAUUUCCUCAGAAUGAACCCAGAGAAGUUUUCCAGCGGUCUGGGACACAACAUCCUCAUCCUCUCCACGGUGGACUGUGUCUGGUCUUGUAUUGUGGGGUGCUACACGACGGAAGAUUACUUUCUGGCCAAAGAAGGAGUGUUUCUGCUGCUGGAUCUCCUCCACUCGAGUCCCGGCAACAUGCGAAGCGUGAUCCUGGGCACCCUGCAGGACCUGUGUGACAAUCCCAAGACACUGACUCAUGUCCUGGCGUGGCGGGGCCCAGGGGGGCUGCGCUCCGCGGGGCUGCUCCUGCAUCUCUGGAGGCAGGAGGAGGAGGAGCUGGAGGUUAGCCGAGACCUGCAUGGCAGGAUAGCAGAUCCCAAGAAGCCUGUUCUGUACUGCCACCAAGAGGAGAGUUCCCACGUGUCUAUGCCGGCUAACAGACCCAGCCCAGCUGUGAUGGAGGUGUCUGAAAACCUGCGCUCCAAGAUCUACUCCGUCUUCUGUAAGAUAGGGUUUGAAGGUCUAGAUGGAUUGUCAACAGAGGAUUACAUCACUCUGAGUAUUGUGCACAGAUACCUGGACUUCAAGGUCGGGGAGGUGUGGGAUGAGAUCUCCAGAGAGCUGACCCUAGAGGGACUGAGACCGGUCACCCCAGACAUGGAAGCUCUGGACACCAUCGCUCAGAUGACAGAGGACACGGCAAAGAGGGUGAUCGCUGAGCAAGCCAGCAUCCUGGAGAGACAGGCAGACACAGACAUCCAUGAGGAGAAGGCCAUGUACACAGAGAUUAGCUCCAACUGGAAACAGCGGAAGCUUAUAGCCCAGUCAUGGGACCAUUACGUUGCCAAGACAUCACAUUACAAAAUUCUGAAGGAAUCAAAAGCAUUACAGGAGAAGUCUAUUGAUGUGUCCAGACCUGUGACAAAACCAAACGGUUCUGUAUUUCACUCAACACAGAUCCAGGGGUUGCAAACCACGACCUUUUCUGGGCGAAUGAUAAACAUCCAGAGCACCCCCGCCCAUGUGACAGGAGGCCCGCUGGCCGACACAGAGCUGGCCCUGGAGAGAUUACCCGUCCAGGGAGGGGCCCUGAAAACAGUCCCUGCUGGGGCCCCUUACCCUGAGUACUUCAGCACCGUGUCUGUCACAUAAAGACUCUUAUCUGUGCUUCCUUAUCUCAUUGUGUGUGAUGAUAACAACUUGCAUUAUCUCCAGUUUUCAUUUGUUGUUACUAAGUGUUAAAAUCAGAAGUAACAAACUCAUUGUAGCUCAACUUAGGAAAUCAAAUUUUCUGUAAAUUCUGUGAAAUCGAUUAAAAGUACACAACAUUAAAUGUGAAAAUAUCAGCUCUUAUAAGAAUAAAAACAAGAUGUUUGAAAUUGAUAAAAAACAAAAACAAAGCUUGAGUCGACAAUGAUUACAUUUCUAGAACUGAAGUUUGAGUGGGUAAAAUGAUUACUUUCAACAAGUAAACACUUGAAAUUUAAAUGUUAUUUGUCAGAGACUAAAUAAUCACAGAGGUAUUUCAAGGUCAUAAUUUAUUUACUGGAUAGCUGACUCAACUGGCU
Osmerus eperlanus (European smelt) is the source of this 3414-nucleotide messenger RNA. Its product is annotated as cilia- and flagella-associated protein 69-like. Gene Ontology annotation, cellular component: non-motile cilium; sperm midpiece. The record is from RefSeq and is a predicted model, not a curated record. Lineage: Eukaryota; Metazoa; Chordata; Actinopteri; Osmeriformes; Osmeridae. Gene Ontology annotation, biological process: response to odorant; positive regulation of flagellated sperm motility; olfactory behavior. The transcript has 23 exons. Bases 17 to 2998 code for a protein of 993 amino acids.